UUGGCCGUUUUCUCCCUUUCUUCAGGCUUCUCCAUACUUCAGGCCAUCAUGGAGGCAGCUGUGGCGAACAACUGGCAGGUGACCGCUCGCUCUGUAAGCAGCACAACAGACGCCUCAGAGUUCAGGCGCAUCAUUGAGGAGAUGGACAGGAGGCAGGAGAAGCGCUAUGUGAUUGACUGCGAGCUGGACAGGAUCAAUACCAUAUUAGAACAGGUUGUGACCCUGGGGAAGAACAGCCGUGGUUACCACUACAUUCUGGCCAAUCUGGGAUUUUCCAACGUAAGCCUGGACAAAGUCUUCGCCGGUGGAGCCAACAUUUCGGGGUUUCAGAUCGUCAACCCCGACAACCCCAUCGUGCAGCAGUUCAUACAGCGGUGGGAGCGGCUAGAUGAAAGAGAAUUCCCAGAAGCCCGAAACGCUCCUCUGAAGUACACCUCUGCUCUGACCCACGAUGCCGUCCUGGUGAUAGCAGAGGCAUUCCGGUACCUAAGGCGCCAGCGCGUAGACGUCUCCCGUCGAGGCAGCGCCGGUGACUGUCUCGCCAAUCCCGCCGUACCUUGGAGCCAGGGAAUAGACAUCGAAAGAGCUUUGAAAACGGUCCAUGUGCAGGGGAUGACUGGGAACGUCCAGUUUGACAACUAUGGCCGCAGGACCAAUUACACCAUAGAUGUUUAUGAGAUGAAAACAGGUGGUCCAAGGAAGAUCGGGUACUGGAACGAGUACUCGCGGUUUGUAAAUAUUCUGGAUCCGCAGGUCUCCAACGACUCCUCAGUGGAAAACCGAACCAUUGUGGUCACUACUAUUAUGGAAGCUCCGUAUGUGAUGCUCAAGAAAAAUUAUAUGCAUCUGGACGGGAAUGACAGAUAUGAAGGCUACUGCGUCGAUUUAGCAUCUGAAAUUGCCAAACAUGUUGGAAUUAAGUACAAACUGUCAAUAGUAAUGGAUGGCAAGUACGGAGCCCGAGACCCUGAGACCAAGACGUGGAACGGGAUGGUGGGUGAACUGGUCUAUGGGAGAGCAGAUAUAGCCGUUGCACCUCUCACCAUUACACUGGUUCGAGAGGAGGUGAUAGACUUUUCCAAACCUUUUAUGAGCUUGGGCAUCUCCAUUAUGAUAAAGAAGCCUCAAAAGUCCAAGCCUGGUGUUUUCUCCUUCCUGGACCCGCUGGCCUAUGAAAUCUGGAUGUGUAUAGUGUUUGCCUAUAUUGGGGUGAGCGUGGUCCUGUUCCUGGUCAGUCGGUUCAGUCCUUAUGAGUGGAACCUCGAGGAACAGGAUGAGACCAAAGACCCCCAGAAUCCCCCUGAUCCUCCCAAUGACUUUGGCAUCUUCAACUCUCUCUGGUUCUCACUGGGCGCCUUCAUGCAGCAGGGCUGUGACAUCUCUCCCAGGUCCCUGUCAGGUCGUAUUGUUGGUGGUGUGUGGUGGUUCUUUACCCUCAUCAUCAUCUCCUCAUACACCGCCAACCUGGCUGCCUUCUUAACUGUGGAAAGAAUGGUUUCGCCCAUAGAAAGUGCUGAAGAUCUGGCCAAGCAGACAGAGAUAGCCUAUGGCACUCUGGACUCAGGCUCUACAAAAGAGUUUUUUAGGUCUGUGGGCGAGAUCGUCAAUGCAAAGUGGGCAGGAUCAUAA
Messenger RNA from Nematolebias whitei (Rio pearlfish), 1629 nucleotides. Its product is annotated as glutamate receptor 3. The transcript has 10 exons. The annotation marks the transcript as partial. Gene Ontology annotation, cellular component: dendritic spine; postsynaptic membrane; AMPA glutamate receptor complex. Gene Ontology annotation, biological process: modulation of chemical synaptic transmission; monoatomic ion transport; synaptic transmission, glutamatergic. The record is from RefSeq and is a predicted model, not a curated record. Gene Ontology annotation, molecular function: AMPA glutamate receptor activity; transmitter-gated monoatomic ion channel activity involved in regulation of postsynaptic membrane potential. NCBI's taxonomy places the organism in Eukaryota, Metazoa, Chordata, Actinopteri, Cyprinodontiformes, Rivulidae.